AUGUCCUCCUCCAGCUCCAAACAGCAAGACGCACUACAAACCCAACCAGACCAGCAUAUUCCAGACGGCGACCCCCUAUUCUUCUUCAUGCCUAACGAAGAAUGGGGCGAGUUUUGCCAGUGGUACAAAUCCACUUUCACCGUCCCCGUAGCCGAGAUAGCCGCCCUCGUGGGCCACGCUGUCGACGGCCCGGACCCCGACGUGAGCAUCACCUUCAACUGCGCCGAGCAGUUCAUGAUGUACUGCAAGGCGGCGCGCUUCCACGACGCGGAGCGGCAGGCCCGCGUCCUCGCGACGAGCUCGCCCAAGGAGCAAAAGGCGCUCGGCAGGGCGACGGUGGGCUUCACCCACGAGAGCUGGGACCAGGUCAAGAGCGCCGUCGUCGUCGCCGGCAGUAUCGCCAAGUUCGGGCAGAAUCCGCACCUGGGCAGGAAGCUCCUGUCUACGGGGGGCAGGAUGCUGUGCGAGGCCGCCUCGAGGGACCGGGUCUGGGGGAUCGGGUACACGGCGAAGCAAGCCAUGUCUCACCGGCGGCACUGGGGGGAAAACCUCCUGGGCAAGGCGCUGAUGGCGGCGAGAGACCAUCUCAGGGCCGAAGAGGAGAGCAAGUCUUGA
This is a messenger RNA of Colletotrichum destructivum, 615 nucleotides long. Its product is annotated as Putative YbiA-like superfamily protein. Lineage: Eukaryota; Fungi; Ascomycota; Sordariomycetes; Glomerellales; Glomerellaceae. The record is from RefSeq and is a predicted model, not a curated record. The coding region runs from base 1 to 615 and encodes 204 amino acids. The transcript has a single exon.